CGAAUGUAUGCGUAGAUGCGACCGCACUGGCUGGCUUGUAAACACUGGCGCUGGGGCCACACGCGGGACGCGUCCCAGACGAAUCAUGUAAAGUCAGUGCAAACCAUGCCAGCAGUACCAGCAGGUAACUACUACCAACAGGGCCAAGGUCCCAGUUGUUGGGACCGGGUUAAGCUAGGCUUCAUGAUGGGAUUCUCUGUUGGCAUGGCGACUGGGGCACUCUUUGGAGGCUUCACAGCCCUUAGAUAUGGACUAAGAGGCAGAGAGCUAAUGAAUAAUGUUGGAAAAGUAAUGUUACAAUCAGGAGGCACUUUUGGAACCUUUAUGUCAAUUGGUGCGGGUAUUCGAUGUUGAUUGUAGUCACAGAAAGCCCUCAACAUCCGUGGUUCAAUCAGCAUUUAAGUGUGCAGAUAGUAGACUAAUUUCUCUGAACUUAUAUUUAAUUACAACUGUAUAAAUGUUUAAUACCAUAGUAUAUAAAAAAAUGUGGCUUUCCAAGGAAAAAUGCUAAUUAUACACAUUUAUCUAGAUGGAGUAUAGUAAUUUUAUAUUUUUUGGCUUUAGCUGAAAAAAUUAAACAGUUAAUUUCAACAGGAGGAUGAUAUCGACACCAUAUAAUCAUAUCUAAGCAGUAAACCCAUAAGGGUCAUGUGCUGAUUAACACCAUAAUGGCAACAAAUUUUACUUCUGAAUUUAGCUUCCUCUGGGAGUUUUAAGGCAAAAUGUAAAUAUUUGUUACUACUGAAUUAAGUAGCUAGGCAUAUCUAAUGUAUAAAGGAACAAUUGUCAAUUAUUAUAGUCCCAAGGAAACCCUAAACCCAUAAGGAUUAUAUGCUGUAUUUGACAAAUGUAGCAAGUUGUAGCAGAAACGUAAAAUGAAAUUUGAGGUUAGAUACAGUUUGGAAUUUAGGCUUUGAGGUUUAUCCAACAAGUCUGUGCUGUAUGACCCUUAUUGGUUUAGUGUUUAAAUUGAUAUUAUCCAUCAAGUUCCUUAAUUUACAAAUUACAGUACAAUAAUUAUAGCUUAGUAGUCCCUCUUAAUUAUUUAGAUGUUCAUAACCUGAGGAAAUUUAUGAGAAUUACAGCACAGAACUGUAAAUACUGUAGUUAUAAUGCUGUACUGUGCAUUUUAUGCACUGGGAUGUCAUGUAUUUUUAUUACCAACAUAUAUAUUGGAAUAAAGGAGGGAGGGGGAUAAAGGGUUAAGAUCUCAAUUCUAAGAGAACAAAGAUCAUUAAGGGGGGGAGGGGGAAAGCAUUAAACCUGAAUAGAUUAUACAGACAGUUUGAAAAAAAAAAAUUUACAUUUGCAGUAUGGUAAUGGGUAAAUAGAGGGUGCCUUUUUUCAUCUCCCUAGUUAUUAGUUACUGAUUGUUAAGAUAAUUUUUUUUGAAGCCUACCAGUAGUUUGAGUUAAAUAAAUUUGUUUUAUUCAUAUCUUUCAAA
Molecule: messenger RNA, 1444 nt
Organism: Cherax quadricarinatus
Lineage: Eukaryota; Metazoa; Arthropoda; Malacostraca; Decapoda; Parastacidae
Product: reactive oxygen species modulator 1
Biological process (GO): protein import into mitochondrial matrix; protein insertion into mitochondrial inner membrane
Cellular component (GO): TIM23 mitochondrial import inner membrane translocase complex
Source: RefSeq, a predicted model, not a curated record